Emiliania huxleyi CCMP1516 is the source of this 1587-nucleotide messenger RNA. RefSeq lists its product as hypothetical. NCBI's taxonomy places the organism in Eukaryota, Haptophyta, Isochrysidales, Noelaerhabdaceae. The record is from RefSeq and is a predicted model, not a curated record. The transcript has 9 exons. Gene Ontology annotation, molecular function: ATPase activator activity; protein-folding chaperone binding. The annotation marks the transcript as partial.
AUGACGGACACAACUGCGCCCGGGCACGACGUCCUGCCAGACCCCGGCAGCGUCGACUCCGACUCCUCCUCUGGGCUGGACGAGGCUCCCGUGGCCGCGGCCGACGUCUCUGACGGCCUCAGCGUCGACGAGUGCGUGCUAAAGGCCGUCGAGGCAAAGGAGCGCGGCAACGGCAGCUUCAAGGGCGGCGAGAACGCGGAGGCUUGCCAGGCGUACCAGCUCGCCGCGCAGUAUCUCCGCCGCCACUCCGAAGUGCCCGCCGCCAAGGAGGUGCUCCUGUCGGUGCAGACCAACCUCGCCGCGGCGCAGCUGCGGCUCGAGCUGUGGGAGGACGCGGCGGCGGCCGCGACGGCGGCCCUCGCCCUCGACCCCGCGUCGGUCAAGGCGCUCUUCCGGCGCGGCGUCGCGCGCGCGCGGAUGGGAGAGCUUUCCGACGCCAAGGCCGACCUGACGGCGGUUUGCAAGGCCGACGCGCGGAACCGCGACGCCCGCUCGGAGCUGGCGGCCGUGCAGGAGCGGCUGGCGGCUGCGAAGGAGGCGGAGAAGGAGAAGCUCUCGCGCCUCUUCGCGGGAAAGAGCCUGUACGCGCCCGAGGAGAGGGAGGUGCGGCGCAAGGCUGCGGAGCAGGCCAAGCGCGACCGCGAGCGAGUCGCCAGGGAGGCGGCCGAGGAGGAGGCGCUGCGGGCCGACUGGAGGCGAGAGUGCGAGAGGCUGAGGGAGGAGGCGAGGAGCGAGCGGCGGGGCCGGCGCGAGGCGGCGGCGGCGGCGGCGGAGAGACGCGCCGGCGUGGACGGCGGCGGCGCACCCGCCGCGGGGGGCAUGCAGGUGGAGGGCGGCGCGGCGGCGGAGGGGGCGGCGGAGGGGGCGGCGGAGGGGGCGGCGGAGGGGGCGGCGGAGGCGGAGGGGGAGGGGGCGGCGGAGGGGGGGGCGGAGGGGGGGGCGGCGGCGGAGGGGGCGGCGGAGGAGGAGGCGGCGGAGGAGGAGGCGCCGCCGGUGGCGUUUGAGGACUUCAAGAAGGCGCGUGAGGAGAAGAGCAAGGCGGAGAAGGAGGCUCGCGAGAGGGCGGAGGAGGAGGCGCGGGCGGCGGCGCGGCACGCCAGGAUGCUGCAGAACCAGGCGAGCGAGGUGGUCGAUGGCGAGGAGGAGCUCGAGGGGCUGGUGCGCGGCUACAAGAAGCGCGCCGACGGCUCGACGACGUCGUACUUUGACCGCGAGGUGGACGCCUCCACGAGGGCCAUGCUGGACCGCCUCAAGGCACCAAAGAGGAUCGACGCGCCGCCGGCCGACGCCGCGGCGGGCGGCGGCGGCGGCGGUGCCGGGUCGGCGUGGAACCGCACCGGCGUGACGUGGGAGGACAAGGACGUCUCCAAGUGGGCGAGCGCCGAGCUGCAGCAGAGGGUGGGCGGCGCGGCUGCCUCGCUGGCCGCAGACGAGCGGCUGCCGCGCGCGUUGCUCGGCUGCGGCCUCGAGGCGCGGGUGUGCAAGGUGGAGUCGUGCGAAGGGACGGCCACCGUCACGUCCUCGCGAGGCGUGCUGCGCCACGCCUUCGACUACUCCUUCGAGGCGGAGUGGGAGGUCAAGCCGCUU